Owenia fusiformis is the source of this 1743-nucleotide messenger RNA. NCBI's taxonomy places the organism in Eukaryota, Metazoa, Annelida, Polychaeta, Sabellida, Oweniidae. The record is from the annotation of a GenBank genome assembly.
GGACACUGGUGAUCCACUCGAUUACGCUGGUUACCGAAAAGGAUAGAUGGUGAUUAUUAUGAAUCGUUGGGACAUAAACAAGCUGAUUCGAUUCCCUGAUGCUGAUGAAAUAUUUUUCUAUCCCAAUUUGUGAAAGUUGUAUGGGCGAUAAUAGGGGAUGUACAUUUUCAAUUGCUGCUAUAAAAGCUAUCAGACAUUUUUAUUCGAGUCUAAUGAAUCUAAUAUUAUCUUUACUAGAUGGCCUUACCUCCGGAUGAUCUAUAGUGUCAGAUUCAAUCCCAAGUUCUUUGAAUUUAGCCAACAAUCUUUCCUUAUCAAAAUGUUCAGCCAUCGUGUUACUUCCGGGUCAAGGUCGUAAUAGCUAAUUUCUUUCGCUAAAGCGAGUUAGCAGACAGCAUUAUUUAGAAGACAUUUUUGAGAUUUAUCAACAUUUAAUAUGGAAAUUCCCAAUGAAGAACAUAAAAAGAAGAAACGUAAGCGAACUGUUAUACACCAAGCUCAGCUUCACAAAUUGGAAGAGUUAUUUAAUGUGGAGAAUUGGCCAAACAGAGCCAGGAAAGAAAAGUUGGCCAAAGAAUUGAAUCGAAGUAUCGAAUUUGUGAACAUUUGGUUCCAGAAUAAAAGAGCAAGAGUAAAGAGGGAUACUGAGGAGAGGGCUGAACUAUUAGCCCGUCAGAAAAUCCUUGAUAAAAUAAAUGAGAAAUCAACUGUCGCUCAAGAGCUUGUUUACCGAGAUCGUACCAGAUCCAUCUUUAAAUUCUGCAUCACUCCUCCCGCACCUAACCAACAAGUAUCAACAAAGUUAGUUGGAAUAAAUAUUAAGGCAGAAGAGCCAGAGUCCCAGUCAACCAGUGAAACAAAUGAUCAAAUUAAGAUUGAUGUUGAUAAUAAAGAUGAGCCCACCAAUGCUGACAUUGAAACCACGGACCUUCAAGAGAAAGACACUACUGAAACUGACGCAAAUGAAGAUGUUGACACAAAUGAAGCACAAGAUAAAUCUGAAGAGGGAUUUUCAAAUAUGAUCACAAUAGCCUCUCCUCACAACUCCAUGUACCAACUACCAAGUCUGAUAGGUGGCAGCACUGCACAAGAGAGUCAGGUCCCUACGUUGUUCCGCAGUAUAAUUAACAUGAUUGCUGUUGCAGAGGGUGGGAUAAUGUCACCUGCACACCCUGAGUUUGACACAGCAGUCACCUCAGCACUUUAUGGAAUCAAGAUUGGCAAAUCAUCGAGGUUGAUUUAUGAUAAAGUGUUUGGUUUGGACAUUGAAGAGUUUGAUGAUCAUGCUGAAAAUGAUAACUGACAAAGGCAAGAUGAACUGAACAACUGUAUUAAACAGAUGACUUUAUGAAUACAUAGCCUUUAUAACCUUUAAUGACUUGGCUUUAACUGAUGACUGAACAACCAUAUUAAAAACUGAAUUAAACCAAUCAACAGCCAAUAUUAAAUAGUAUAAGGUGACUUUCAAAGCGCUACAUAACACAUUUGAUAUUUGAUAAACUUUGCAUGUUGUACACAAAAAGAACAGUUUUAUUGUAAAUGCAUAAACACUUUAUUUGGUAAUAUGAAAUUCUGAAUGCAUAAUACUGAUUUGUUUUUGUAUGAAAUGUUAUUGUUAUCAUAAAAUCAUUGAUUUCAAUUAAAUUCAAAAUCAAUGUUACAUUCUUAUUUAUAAAAAACUUCAAUUUAGAUACACAGGGUGGUCCAAAAAUAUUAAGUUUAUCUCCUCAUUAAUCCUUUAAG